GACACCCCUGGUGCACGCGCUGCCAUUCGUCAGUCGGUGGAACACAUCGUGGACAGCGACCUUCGCAUCAGAGCGAGACACCGACCACUUCGACGGCUACGAGCAGCACAGCGUUCAGCAGCAGAAGUACAUGCAACACCUCAAGGGACACCUCGAGUGGCUACUGUUUCCUCUACGCCUACUCUUCCUGCACUACCUCCUGGACCAGGGGAUGACGCCCAAGCAGAGAGCGUCGUGGCGACUCCCGCUGGACUCCUCCCAGGGCUCGAAGGGCUCUGGCGCCGCCUCCAGUGCCGCGGCAGCAGCCACGCCCAUCGAGGUGGACGAGGGAGACAACGGCGAGAAGGAUAUGAAGACCGACCAGCCCAGCCGACGCCCAGCCCGCCGUGGAGGGCGCCGCGGGCGCCGCGGCACUCACAACCCCAAGGCCUGGAGCAGCAAGGACAAGAACCUGCUGGACUUGCUUCGGUCGACCCUGAAGCUGCUGCUCCAGACGACGCACAAGACCAGGCUGAACAGCAGCAUCAACACGGACACCUACACGAUGAGCAACGAGCAUCCAGUGAUCAUAGCCAUCACGCAGGAGCUCGAGGGCUACAAGCACACCUUGGACUCCCUCAGGAAGAGCGGCACCCCAGAGGACAAGAAACGCCUGCAGGACAUCGAGGCGGAGGCCGAGAUCAGCAAGGAGGAUCUCCUCGACGUCAUCUCCUUCGUGCGCCUGGAGAAGUGCUACGACGACACCAAGACGAAGCUGGUGAUCGGCGCGCCCAUGUGGGAGGGCCGAGUCUUGAUCAGCCGCGCCCUCGAGGCCGAGGGCCAAGCGGUCCACCGCAGAGGCGUGGCCCCAGCGGGCUGGCUCGAGGAAGAGGUCGGCCACUGGCUGGAGACCCUCGAGCAGUGA
This is a messenger RNA of Prorocentrum cordatum, 904 nucleotides long. NCBI's taxonomy places the organism in Eukaryota, Dinophyceae, Prorocentrales, Prorocentraceae. The record is from the annotation of a GenBank genome assembly.